Messenger RNA from Ailuropoda melanoleuca (giant panda), 1719 nucleotides. RefSeq names its product receptor accessory protein 4 (gene REEP4). The coding region runs from base 465 to 1241 and encodes 258 amino acids. The record is from RefSeq and is a predicted model, not a curated record. Gene Ontology annotation, cellular component: endoplasmic reticulum tubular network; endoplasmic reticulum membrane; cytoplasmic microtubule. NCBI's taxonomy places the organism in Eukaryota, Metazoa, Chordata, Mammalia, Carnivora, Ursidae. Gene Ontology annotation, molecular function: microtubule binding. The transcript is spliced from 8 exons. Gene Ontology annotation, biological process: endoplasmic reticulum tubular network organization.
GCAGGAGCCCAGGGGUUGGGCAGAGCCUAGUUCCGUGCAACUUUCAAGUGAGUUGUAAACUCCGCCCCGAGGCCGGUACCGGUGGCCGGGCACCCUGAGACCGCCGGGACCCGAACAAGCGAAAGCCGUGACCGCCACCCGCGGCCCGGGACCCGCAGCAGCGCCAACGGCGAGAGCAAAACACCUGGUUCCCCGCAGCAAGAAGUGCGGGGCUGAGCGGUAACUGCCCCAGGAGCGCGGCGGGGCGGAAGAACGCGCCCGCCCUUACCGGCUCCCAAGUCGGUUCCUCUGAGCCCCGGCCUCCUCGCCUCAGCCCACGGGUCUCGCCAUUCUUCAGGCUCCGCGGGGUUAGGGGGCGGCCCGAACUCCCCUCCUGUUCCACUGAUUACCCCACCCCAGCCCCGCGUGAGCGUCUCUCUGGCCAUCUUCUUGUGGGUGUUCCCCCUUCGUCCCGAGGCUGCAAGAUGGUGUCCUGGAUGAUCUGUCGCCUAGUGGUGUUGGUGUUUGGGAUGCUGUACCCAGCUUAUGCUUCCUACAAGGCUGUGAAGACCAAGAACAUUCGUGAAUAUGUCCGGUGGAUGAUGUACUGGAUAGUCUUUGCAUUGUUCAUGGCGGUGGAGACCUUCACAGACAUCUUUAUUUCCUGGUUCCCUUUCUACUAUGAGAUCAAGAUGGCCUUUGUGCUGUGGCUGCUGUCACCUUACACCAGAGGGGCCAGCCUCCUUUACCGAAAGUUUGUCCACCCAUCCUUGUCCCGUCAUGAAAAGGAGAUUGACACCUGCAUCGUGCAGGCCAAGGAGCGCAGCUAUGAGACGGUGCUCAGCUUUGGGAAACGGGGCCUCAACAUUGCUGCUUCGGCUGCUGUGCAGGCUGCCACCAAGAGUCAGGGUGCGCUGGCCGGAAGGCUGCGGAGCUUCUCCAUGCAGGACCUGCGCUCCAUCCCUGAUGCCCCUGCCCCUGCCUACCAGGACCCCCUCUACCUGGAGGACCAAGUACCUCGCCGCAGGCCACCCAUCGGGUACCGGGCAGGGGGGCUGCAGGACAGCGACACCGACGAUGAGUGCUGGUCAGAUACAGAGGCAGUCCCCCAGCCACCUGCCCGGCCCCGAGAGAAGCCUCUGGGCCGUAGCCAGAGCCUGCGUGUGGUCAAGAGGAAGCCGCCGGUGCGGGAGGGCACCACCUCGCGUUCGCUGAAGGUUCGGACGAAGAAAAAGACCGUUUCUUCAGACAUGAACAGCUAGGGUCUGCAGAGCCUGGGCGAGUCUUACCUCUUGCCUUAUGGGGCGUUGGGGGCUGUUUGGAGGGGACCUCUGGCUGCGUGUCUGACCUGCGUACACCAGCUGCCCAGGCCGCGUCCUCCUGGCUCCCACUGUUGGUUAAGGGCCAGGUGCUGCCGGGGCCAUGCACAGGGCUAUGCCUGCAACGUCCCAAAGCAGGCUGGGCCCAGGGUUCUAUUUAUUGUCUCUCUCAUCCUUCUGCCCUCCCGGGUGUGUGGGACCAGAGCCCUUCCCAAAACUCUGCAAGUGAAACCAAAAGUCCACCCAGCUGUGCUCAUUCCUUCCUGUCCUUCAAAGUACUUGACAGCCUCCUCCAAGGCCUGUGUGUGUGUGUGUGUAUGUGUGUGUGUGUGUGUGUGUGUGUGUGUCGUGGUUGUAUGUUUUGUGUUGGUGAAUGAGGUCAGGUUUAUGCAUGUUUUGGUAAAUAAACACAUAAAAGUGU